Molecule: messenger RNA, 348 nt
Organism: Aspergillus candidus
Lineage: Eukaryota; Fungi; Ascomycota; Eurotiomycetes; Eurotiales; Aspergillaceae
Exons: 1
Coding region: 5-289 (94 amino acids)
Source: RefSeq, a predicted model, not a curated record
GUAGAUGCAUGGGAGACGCCACUUUGACUGGGUUUCGACGGGCGCUGCCCGAAGAACUGCGCGAUGCUGCCUUGUGAGAGACCAGGUUUGGCGUUCGAUUUGGGUUUGGUGCUGUCGUUGGUGGUGGUGGUGUCCGGCGUCGGAUCAGGAGCCGAUGCGAUGUACUGCCGGGCUGUGGAGAAGCCCAUGGACAUGGUUGUUUGCGGUGCAGAAAAGGUGGAGGAGCCGCUCAUCGUGGUGCCUGUCACCAUCGUGGUUGUCGGUUGUCCUCCGUGUCUGGCGCGUUUAGGGUACGGCUCGCCUCCUGGGGCACGCGACCCGUCCCAUCGGAUCGCCGCGUCGGGGAUG